GCAAUCACCCCUUUUCCAUCUUCUUCCAUAUCUCAACCCUUCACCACCGGAAAAUGCCGCCAAAGUUCGACCCAACGCAAGUAGUCGACGUGUACGUUCGCGUCACGGGCGGUGAGGUGGGUGCAGCAUCUUCCCUUGCACCCAAAAUCGGCCCACUCGGCCUCUCUCCAAGAAAAAUAGGAGAAGACAUCGCAAAAGAAACAGCAAAGGACUGGAAAGGUUUACGUGUUACCGUGAAACUCACCGUACAAAACCGUCAGGCGACAGUCUCCGUUGUUCCUUCUGCCGCUGCUCUGGUGAUCAAAGCGUUGAAGGAGCCGGAACGUGAUGGGAAGAAGGUGAAAAAUAUUAAGCAUUCAGGUAAUAUAUUGUUAGAGGAUGUUGUUGAGAUUGCAAAAGUGAUGAAGGUAAGAUCGAUGGCGAAGGAGUUGUCGGGGGCGGUUAUGGAGAUUCUUGGUACUUGUGUUUCGGUUGGGUGUACGGUUGAUGGGAAGGAUCCGAAGGAUUUGCAGCAGAUGAUUGCUGAUGGUUACGUUGAAAUUCCAGUUGAAUAAGCGUUCUGUUAGGGUUUUUGGUUUUAUUGUUCUUUUUUAUGUUUUAAUAAUUGAUAAAUUAGUAGAAUAAGGAAAAGAAUGGCAGUUAAGACGGAGAACAAGCUACUACGCUGCAACUAAUUUUGAUCCUACUAAGAAUAAAACUUUGGUUUCUUGGUUUUGUUA
Messenger RNA from Helianthus annuus (common sunflower), 719 nucleotides. Its product is annotated as 60S ribosomal protein L12. Gene Ontology annotation, molecular function: structural constituent of ribosome; large ribosomal subunit rRNA binding. Gene Ontology annotation, biological process: translation. Lineage: Eukaryota; Viridiplantae; Streptophyta; Magnoliopsida; Asterales; Asteraceae. The transcript has a single exon. Gene Ontology annotation, cellular component: cytosolic large ribosomal subunit; ribosome. The record is from RefSeq and is a predicted model, not a curated record. The coding region runs from base 54 to 554 and encodes 166 amino acids.